Messenger RNA from Carassius auratus (goldfish), 1889 nucleotides. RefSeq names its product protein RIC-3-like. The record is from RefSeq and is a predicted model, not a curated record. Gene Ontology annotation, biological process: protein localization to cell surface; synaptic transmission, cholinergic. Gene Ontology annotation, cellular component: intracellular membrane-bounded organelle; neuronal cell body; neuron projection. The transcript has 6 exons. Bases 184 to 1650 code for a protein of 488 amino acids. Lineage: Eukaryota; Metazoa; Chordata; Actinopteri; Cypriniformes; Cyprinidae.
GAUUGAUGAUUUUGAGUGAGUUGAUUUAAUGUGUCGUCAGUCUAAUCUCACUCAGAAGGCGGAUUAAUGUUUCCAGUCAAUCCCGCUUCAGCGAAUCAACAGGAAAUUUCGUAAAAGUGAUGUCGUGAUGUUGACGCUCCUCACCGUUUGUUCUACAGCAUCGGUUUUCUCCGUCGUAUCGAUAUGGCCGUUUCAACAAGUCAGAAGAUCACCUUGAUCUCUUGCAUCGUUCUUUGUAUGUCUUUAUUUCUACCCAAAUUAUUUUUACCCAGAGUGAAGAAAGAAACAGCGCAGUCGGAGGUCGGACCAGGACAUUUUCCUCCCCCACGACACAGACAUUCAUUCUCUGAAGAUCAUGAUCACUGGGACACAGACUCUCAUUACAUCAAGCAUUACAACCCAGAGGCCAUUGCCAGAGCCAAAGGUGUUGGCAAGCCGAAUCUCCUGGGCCAGGUCAUCCCCGUCUAUGGCUUUGGGAUUUUCCUUUAUAUCAUCUACUUGUUCUUUAAACUGACCUCUAAGGACAAACCUCAUCGACAAGGUUGCAGAUUCCCUAUGCUGCAGUCAGAAUACACAUUUGAAGAGAUGCCUACUUGUCAGCUGGCACAAAUGCAGGCCAGAAUGAGUGAAAAAGCCAGAGAAAAGAGAAUAUCUAAAGUUGUCCACCCAUCUACCAGGUCACGCAGGGGCACACGGAGGCGUGAGGAGAAAAAGCUCAAACAGCUGAAGGAGAUCACCCAAAUGAUGCGGGAGAGACAGUUACGAGAGGAAGCUUCGCCAGAGGAGGAGGCCGAGGAGGCCCCCUACACUGCAGACUGGGAAGGCUAUCCAGAGGAGACCUAUCCAGAGUAUGACACGACCUCCCGCAGACGCAGAUUUCCUAGUGUUAUACUUGAAGAACCAGACCAAGUCAUACUCACAGCAGAGGAGCUUGCUGAGAGAAUGGAGAAGGAAGAAGAAGAGGAGGAGGAGGAUGAGCCUGAUGAGGAGGUGAAAGUGGAGAAUGAUGAAGGAGAAAAAGAAGAGGACGACAAAGAAGAAGAGGAAAAUGAAGAGGAUGAGGAUGAAGAUGAAGAGGAGGAGGAGGAAGAGGAAGAGGAGGAUGAGAUUCGAGAAGACCAGCCCUGUCUUCUUAAAAGUAUUGAUGAGGAUGAUGAGAAACUCGAGUACCCUGGUGAAAAUGAGGAGGAGCAGAAACCAAGCAGGAGAAGACGACAAAUCACUUUUAGCGAUCACAGACACGUCUUCCAUUAUCCAAAGGGUGGAGCUGUUGGCUGCAAGUAUGAGAAAGAGGAGGAAGAAGAACAUGAUGGAGAAGAAGAAGAGGAGGUGGAGGAUGAUGGGGCAGGGAAUGAAGAGGAAGAAAAUGGUGAUGAAGAAGACUGUGAAGAAGAAGAGGAAGAUCAACAUAAUGAAGAUGGGCAGAGUGAGACAGAGAAGGAGGAGGAGGAUCCUCUGAUGGAGGCCGAGAGCCUGGGAUUUAAUGAUGAAGUGGAAUGUGAAUCGGAGGAACAGGAAGUAGACCUCCUUGACUUCCUACAAACAUACCAACCUGAGGUAACUAUCAUCUCCAACAAGUCAGAAUCUACCAAAGCUCAAGCCUCUGGGACUCUUCGAAUGCGUCACAAGAAACAAAAGGUGAAGAAGUGACCAGCCUGGGAAAAAAAAACAAUAGUCUUGUGUUCGUUUAUCCUGUAGUUUAAACAUACCUUACUGUGUAUCUUUCUUGCUUUGCUUAAGGAAACCGUUUCUCUGUAACUAUCUAGGCUUUUCUGAGAUCUCUUUCAUCUGUUUCCAAGAACAGCUAGAGAAGAUUUUAGAGUAUGUUGUGUCAAAAAUGGACACUUUCAAGACCCUUUUUCCAAAAAAAGUCUUUGCCAAUAAAACAU